UCCUAAAAAUACGGCUGGGCCACUUCUGGGGCUUUUGCAUUUGGCCACUUUUGUUGCACUUGCCUAGGGAGCCAUCUCGGGAGUGUACUUGUUUGAAGGGGUUGGUUCUUGGCAGCAGCCGUGAGGUUACUUGGUCCAAUGGGCAGGUCACAGGGCAAGGAGUAGGAAAGAUGCGAAGCAUUUUUUUUUGGAGGGUGAUCUGUGUUUGUACCAGAGGGAAGUCUGGCCCCAAAUGCCGGUGAACGGACUGUGGAAUUCUCCUGUCCUGAGGCCACCCCAGAGACCCCACGUCUUGUCCAUCCCGGAGCGCGUCUUGGUGGCCGGGGCGCCAUGCGACUGGAGGGAUGCUAACGUGGAAGACCUGGCAAGGUGCGGAACCCUCCAGAAGUGCGGUCAAGCGGUGGCAGCGGCGGCGGCAGCGGAGACGGCGAGCCAGGAACCUUCCCCCGCGUCCCCAACCUCCCAGCGAUGCGGUCGAACCCUCGGAGAAAGUUUGCAAACUUCCAGCGGGCGCGGCGAGGACGCCGGGUCACCUAGCGGGUGGACAGGCGGGUGCGCGGGGGCUCGCUCCCUCCUGGGUGCCGAGCCUGCCGCUGCCACCUCUCCUGCAGGGCUGCCCGCAGCCGGUGGGCACACGGCCCUGGAGAGGACGUCGCUCUCGGAGGGGCACUUGGCUCUUAGAGGCUCCGGGCGCGGGAGUCUCGAGAGUGGCCAGGCUCUGCUUGCGUUCACUCCUCCAGCCGCUCCUGCCGCUCUUAGUUCCAUGCUCGCUGGCAUCACUACCUCUUCCCCGCCGCUGCCCCAAGUGACAGCUGCCGCUUUUGCCGCGGCGCGGGGGCAGUUCACGGCUGCGGAACCUCUACGCCAGAUUCUCCGGGGAACCGCUUAAACUUUUCACAAAGUUCUUAGAGGGACAAAACGUGUGCAGGAACCAAGGAGAUGUCUCCCGCCGGCUGUAUCCCGCUUCUUUGCCAAAGAUUUGUUGGGGGUGGAGGGGAUGAGCUAGAUAAAGCCCAGACCUUGUCAUCCCCCUCCCCAACUUUCCCUGAAUGGGUGCCGCCCCCACUUGACGCUUGUUCAAGGCCAGGACUGGAGUGAGCUGCUUGUAUAUUUUGUCAGAGUCCGCAGAGUGUGUUUGAUUUUUACUUUUCCCUCCCUCUGACAUGUGUCAAGGAAUAAAGGCUGGAUGCACAUCCGUUACGUCAUUCUGCUGGCCAGUAAGUGUUUGAUUAACAGCUUCAGAUAUUCAAGGGUUGUGGGGGGCUUAGAAAUGCUGACAAAGCAACUCUGCUUUCCACCCCCAGCCCCCAACAUACUUGUACAAUCGCCAGUUCACUGGGCAUCUUUAUUGCCCGCUCCUCCUGGACCCUCCUUCUCCGCCCCCUCUCCCGCCCACACCGUUACCACUCUGGCCCCGCCUCCGGCUUUUACUGCGUUUCCCCGGGCAAUCACUGUCCCUGGAGUGUGGGUAAGAGCUUCUGGUGUCUGAGAGGAGCAUGGUACCUGAUCAGCACAGGCACAAUCUGGCCUUUUCUAUUAUUUAAGAAAGGCACCAGCGAGCCCUCUUCUCCAGGGCGAAAAUGCUCAGCCCUGAUCGAAAAGGCAUCUCAGGAAGUGUUUAGAGACUUUAUGAUAACACUGUGUCCCUGUGGUGACUUAGGAAAACAACACACCCAUUGCAAACAAAAUAAUUUUACAUAGCGCCUUUCUCCAACUGCUCAGUGCAAGAGAGAAGUAGUGAGGAUGCUGACUAAAUCAAAUUUAGCUGAAAGGAUCAAGAUUAAAUAUUUCAUUUCCAAAGUGAGGGAAUGAGCCCUGGAAUCCAAAGUACCAUGUAAUGAGUUGCUGUGUUUUUUUCUCUUAAACCUUCCAUGUCUAUAUUUAAACAGGAAGUUAUAUACCUAAGUUAUUGAAUUGAGUCGGAACUAAAAACAACUAUAUGUGACAUGCUUAAGGGAUAAAAGUAAAAACCCUUGUGGAGUAGAAAUAAAAAAAUUACUACCAGGGUUUUGGAUGAAAGGGCCUGUGGGUUUGGGUGCUUUCUGAUUUGGAGUGGGUCAAAACUAAAUAAAGGAACAUUUAUAUUCUGAAUAUGUGGGGUCUUCUUGAAGGACACAUGUUUGGUUAUAAUCAGAUCUACUGUCUUCAAAGAGAAAGCCAUGCUAUAGAGUAGGCAUUUGUGAGACUCCUGUCUGGGGUCUAAUUGACAAUCCUGCCCCAAGUUUGGGGCUGUAUUAUUUAUUUCCAUCUAGAGAUGAAAUAGUAUAACCCUCACAAAAUGCAUGUACAUCUAAAUGUUAAA
Molecule: messenger RNA, 2302 nt
Organism: Myotis daubentonii (Daubenton's bat)
Lineage: Eukaryota; Metazoa; Chordata; Mammalia; Chiroptera; Vespertilionidae
Exons: 2
Coding region: 233-889 (218 amino acids)
Source: RefSeq, a predicted model, not a curated record